AUGGCUACGCUCAUCCAAGAGAAUGGUAUAAAGGAGCUAAGUAAAGGCACACACGGAGUUGUGCCUAACCGUGGUAUAUCUUCACAUAGUGUAACAAAUCAUAUGGUGCCUGAUCAUGAAUAUUGCGAAGCUGGCUCGACUAGCACGUCACAGAUGCAGUGUACCGAUACAAAUGAGGCGAUGGCGCCACCCACCGCCAUUGAAGAAGAGGAAGAUACCCCAGAAAUAGAUAUAAUGAUAAACAAUGUUGUGUGCAGUUUUAGUGUUAAGUGCCACCUGAACCUUAGACAGAUAGCAUUAAACGGUGUUAACGUUGAAUUUCGCCGCGAGAACGGCAUGGUAACUAUGAAGUUACGGCGUCCAUACACUACUGCGUCUAUCUGGUCGUCUGGCCGCGUGACGUGCACUGGUGCAACCAGCGAGGACCAAGCGAAGGUUGCCGCACGACGGUAUGCGCGUGCACUUCAGAAGCUUGGCUUCCAAGUGCGUUUCCGCAAUUUCCGUGUAGUCAAUGUAUUAGGCACCUGUCGGAUGCCCUUUGGUAUAAGGAUCAUAUCUUUUUCGAAAAAAUACAAGGAAGCAGACUAUGAGCCGGAGCUCCAUCCUGGAGUCACAUACAAGUUAUACAAUCCUAAAGCUACGCUCAAGAUAUUCUCUACCGGUGGUGUGACUAUCACAGCUCGGAGCGUGAGUGACGUUCAGUCGGCCGUGGAACGCAUCUUUCCGUUGGUGUACGAGUUCCGCAAGCCUCUAACUCCGGCGGAUGAGGAGUUGCUGCGACAAAAGCGUGCAGCCCGCGCCGGCGUGCCAGCUCCUGCGCCCCCGCCCGAUGAUGACCCCAUGCACUUGGUGACGCUGUCGGACGACGACAACGACGCCUGGGAAUGA
Molecule: messenger RNA, 888 nt
Organism: Spodoptera littoralis (African cotton leafworm)
Lineage: Eukaryota; Metazoa; Arthropoda; Insecta; Lepidoptera; Noctuidae
Source: the annotation of a GenBank genome assembly